This is a messenger RNA of Drosophila willistoni, 684 nucleotides long. Its product is annotated as protein C19orf12 homolog. The record is from RefSeq and is a predicted model, not a curated record. The transcript has 2 exons. Lineage: Eukaryota; Metazoa; Arthropoda; Insecta; Diptera; Drosophilidae. The coding region runs from base 192 to 614 and encodes 140 amino acids.
UGAUAACAACUAUUGUAUUACAAAAAAAUCCAUUGAUAUGAAUCUACAUUGGCAUAUCUAUUCUUUUCUUUAGCGAAUUUUUAACCGAUUGUCAUUGCCAAUUUGUAGCAAGAACUGCACAGUCGUCAUUCUUGAUAUAUUGUUGUAGGGUUAAAAGCGUUCUGCAAGUUUAAAUUUAAUAAUUUAUAAAAAUGCCCAUCGAUAGCAAGGAACUGAUAAAAGCCAUUGCCAUUUUGGUCGAUCGAAAUGAAGUUCGUGCGACAUUUCAAGAGUCUGCCAAAGGAGCUGCAGUGGUUGGCCUUACCACCUUACUUAGUGGCUUAUUUUUGGGACCACGCGGAUUAGUUUUAGGAGCAGCUGUUGGUGGCGCAUUAGCAUAUGGAAUGGCCGAUGAUUCCUUCCGUCCAUUAGGUGAAAUCAUUUUAAACGAUCUGACCGAUGCACAGCGUGAGCAAUUAGUUCAGCAUGUCUAUAAGGCAGUCGAGAAAGUACAUCCCACAGAUCUAGUAAUGCUGUUGCCCUUAAUUAUGAGAAAUGUGCCUGUGCAACAGGUCGUUCUAGAUGCAGUUAAAUCCUUUGCCCAAGAACGCUUGAGUAUAAAUAUUAUGGAUUAACAUUCGACAUUGCAAUUGUUCAUUGUUUUAUCAACAGUAAAAUAAAUAAAUAAAACAAACAGACGCACGA